This is a messenger RNA of Oryzias melastigma (Indian medaka), 2273 nucleotides long. Its product is annotated as lysophosphatidic acid receptor 6. NCBI's taxonomy places the organism in Eukaryota, Metazoa, Chordata, Actinopteri, Beloniformes, Adrianichthyidae. Gene Ontology annotation, cellular component: membrane. Gene Ontology annotation, biological process: G protein-coupled receptor signaling pathway. The record is from RefSeq and is a predicted model, not a curated record. The transcript has a single exon. Bases 9 to 1088 code for a protein of 359 amino acids. Gene Ontology annotation, molecular function: oxysterol binding; G protein-coupled receptor activity.
ACAUUUUAAUGGUCAGAAUCUUUUUCCUGGGUUGGAUGCCAAAACCAGGCGUUGCGUCUGCAGAGAUGAACGUGACAAACUGCACAGACCCUGAGGCCGAGUUCCAGUAUCACCUCUUCCCUACGGUCUACAUCCUCUCCUUCGUCAUUGGACUUCCAGGGAACCUGGCGGCGCUCUAUUACUUCACGGUUAAAAUAUCUCCGCGCACGCCCUUCAGCGUCUACAUCAGCAACCUGGCCGUGGCGGACAUCCUCAUCCUCUGCACGCUGCCCUUUCGGAUCCACUACCACCUCAACCGGAACAACUGGGUGUUCGGGGACCGGGCGUGCCUCCUCACCGGCACGCUGCACUUCGCCAACAUCUACACGAGCAUCUUCUUCAUGACCUGCAUCUGUGUGGACCGCUACGUCGCCACCGUACACCCGCACUCGUACCUGAGGAUCCGGAGCUCCUCCUGCUCCCUCGCGGUCAGCGUGGGGCUGUGGAGCGUGUGUGGAGUGGCCAUCCUCGUCUUCAUCCUCAUGGGUCCGCUCAAAAGUGGAGACGCGUCCGCAGGCCACAAAUGCUUCGAGAACUUUGACAAGACAGAGUGGGAGAACCGGCUGAAUCUGUACAGCAUCCUGGUUUUAGGCUCCCUGGUGCCGUCCGCAAUCAUCCUGGUGUGCUACCCGCUGGCGGCGCGACGCAUCUCCAGGUUCAAGACGAAAACGGCCCAGAAGGCCAUCAAGGUCAUCUACGCCAUCCUGGCCAUCACCGUGCUCUGCUUCCUGCCCAACCACGUGGUCUACCUGCUGCACCUCCUGCAGCGCAUGAACAUCAUUCAGAGCUGCUCCGCCCGCAGGGUCAUUUACAACGCCCGGCGGGUCACCAUGGCGCUCGUCGUCCUCAACACGUGCCUGGAUCCUGUCCUGUACUACAUGACCACCAACCACUUCAACUGGAGGGCCUUGAAGACAUCGUGGCUGUGGGGGAUGGUCAGCAGGAGGAGGGGCAUUUACACCAUUUCAGUCAUCGAGGGGCAAAAAUCAGGAAGUGACACUUUAACUUCGGAACCGAAGCACAUUGAAUGCAACUGGAAUCAAGGGUAGUUCACAAAAUGACCACUAGGUGGUAGAUUAUACAAAGUUCAUGUGAGCACUGAAAGGUCCGUUUGAUGGUUUCAUUUGAUACCCGUAAGGCUUAUCCGUCCCACCUAUUUGCAAAGUUUUGGAAAGCAGGCAAGAUGGCAACGACCCAUAGACUGUAGAAUCACUGGACAGCUCAACCCCUCCCCCCUCAUGUUCCACACAGGAAGUGCCUGCUGGUUCCGAGAAGUCAAAGUCCCACAGACUUCUAUUGAGAGAUUAAGUUAUUUCUCAUUCUGUUGACCAGAAUAACAAUUCUUGCUCUGAUACAUUUUUCUCAACAUCUUCUUUCCAAUUCUAACAUUUUUUUAAAGAUAUUUUUUUUUUAUCGCGACUUAUUCAAAUAAUAAACUGACCUAUCAGAUGCCUCGGUAAAAGCAUGUGGUGCCUGCUGGCCCCGCCUCCCACAUUUGAUUGAUAGUUUUUCCCUAGCCGCUCUCAAUGGAAGGGGUGUGGACUUUGAGCAAACUCACUCCUAAUUGGCAACUUAAGUUGCGCUAAAAAUGUGACCAAUCAGACCAAUCACUGUUGUCUGGCUCCAAAUGGCCCCGCCCAUAAUGAGGAAAAAAUUCUUGACUGAAUUGGCCUCAUUUUAUGAGAGCCGGAGUUAAACGAUUUUCUCUGGGUGACGUCACACCCUGCUUUGUCCAGUCAUAAUAUAUGUCUGUGCAACAACCACAGAGCUGAAGUGCCUUCAACUCGUCCCAAAACAAAGCCACUAGGGGGCAGCAUCGCCCCGUCUGCCAUCUUUAUAAAGUCAUCGAUAACGCUGUAUGCUAGCACAACACUGUAAAUCUUUCUGAAAGAACGUUAAAGUAGAUAUCAUUUUUAAAAAAGAAAUGUUUAUUAAUGUUGUCAAAAUAAAACAAUUUCUGGAUCUAAAUCUUUUGACCAACGAUUAAAGAAGAGUUUGUUUACAAAGGAAAGCAAAGACUUGAUGUUAUUUACACUGAAGAAGUUUUGGUGCCAGGAAGGAGUUUUCAGCCUAAAGAACUCUCUUUAAGGAAAGUUCACAUUCUUGUCACAGUUUUGGAAGUCCAGAUGGAAGUCACUUUUUCAGCACAGAUGAGAGAAAGCUCCCGAGGUCUUCAUCCUGAUGAGAGAGAGGCAAUUUUUAUUAAAACUCAUGAAAAAAACAAAAAAUAAAAA